AUGGAUCGAUGGAUUCCAAUGACUUUCACACCUACCUGCCCCGUCAACUCUUCUAUUGCUGGCCGAGAUGCACCAGCAAGUGGGCUUCCGGAGUUGCUCAUGCGCGUCUGGUGGUUGACCCCUGAGGUGCGUCUUCGUCGGUUCGUCUUCUUCGGUUCGUCUUCUGCGGUUCGUCUUCUUCGGUUCGUCAACCUCGGUUCGUCUUCUCCGGUUCGUCUUCUCCGGUUCGUCUUCUCCGGUUCGUCUUCUCCGGUUCGUCUUCUUCGGUUCGUCUUCGUCGGUUCGUCUUCUUCAGUUCGUCUUCUUCGGUUCGUCAACCUCGGUUCGUCGACCUCCUGCCUGUCAUACGCUUUACGCCCACUGUAA
Ustilaginoidea virens is the source of this 366-nucleotide messenger RNA. RefSeq lists its product as uncharacterized. Lineage: Eukaryota; Fungi; Ascomycota; Sordariomycetes; Hypocreales; Clavicipitaceae. The record is from RefSeq and is a predicted model, not a curated record. The transcript has a single exon. Bases 1 to 366 code for a protein of 121 amino acids.